ACUUCCAUGACAGUAAGGGCAAGUAAGCUGUUGUUGCAAAGUUCAAAUCCAACUUUGUGUCUAGGCAAAGAGGGCAGGUCGCCCAUACGCAAUUGAUUGGGGACAACGUCACCAACACCAACAAACACUUACAGUCCUCAAAUGUCCAAUGUUGUCAUGUUAUCAUUAUGAGCGUUUGUUUGUCCUCAUGGUGUGUUUGUCCUCAAGAUGUGUUUUGCGUGGCCAGGGCACUACUCAUCUUGAGUCUAAACGACGACAUGAGGGCUCUGCGGCAUGGAACUAAAGUAUAAAAACGAGGUUUUGUACAGCGUCAACAGGUACUUUCCAUUCACCAAAAGGCAGAGACGAGGGAAAUUCUGCCCAAGAGGCUGCGACAAUCAAAGCCAAAGCAACGCAAACCAGGCAGGCCAGAGCAGUGGCAGCAACUCCAAACCCGGUUCGUCUUCCCACCAAUCGUCAUACUCGUACGGUUCUACUGCCACCUACGCUCAGCAAAAUAGCGGCUCCGAGCCCUUCAACACACAGUCGCCGCAUGUACAGGGGAACCAGGGGAACAUAGCAGCAGCAGAGAAACGUCAUCAGCAGAAUGCAGAAAGGAGUAUUGGAGCAUUCGAGUCCCAGUUUAAUGGUCAGAAUCAGGGGCAGAAUAGACAGCAAUAG
This is a messenger RNA of Pyricularia oryzae 70-15, 660 nucleotides long. RefSeq lists its product as uncharacterized. The coding region runs from base 274 to 660 and encodes 128 amino acids. NCBI's taxonomy places the organism in Eukaryota, Fungi, Ascomycota, Sordariomycetes, Magnaporthales, Pyriculariaceae. The record is from RefSeq and is a predicted model, not a curated record. The transcript has 2 exons.